GUUUCAGUCUCGUUUCCACAUUGCCAAGAUGCGUACCAGCGCUGUUUCGAUCUUACUGUGCUUCUCCGCCGUGCUGCUAAUGCUGCUGGUGAUCCCAUCCACCAUCGAUGCGGCCAGCGAGCCGGUGUGCACUUAUCGUAACUCAGAGGGGGAGACCAUAUUUCUCAAGUAUCUGCCGCUGCUGAAGCGUGGCCAGGACUAUGUGGACUUUGGUCAGGAUGGCAAAUGUCUGAAGCGUGCCAUCUGCACGGAUACCUUUAAGAUCAUGGUGGAGGACUGUGCCCAGCACAAGAUCAAUUGUGCCAAUAAGGAUCGCUUUACGGGCGUCUAUCCAGCCUGUUGUCUCAAGUGUCCGUAGGCAGAUCUGGAGGAGCACAGAAUACGUAUGAAUUUUCCUGCUGUUCUCCUAAUUCUUAAAAUACAACAAUACUCGCGAAGUAGAAGACAAUAAUAAUCAUUUAUGUAUAAUGAA
Molecule: messenger RNA, 472 nt
Organism: Drosophila obscura
Lineage: Eukaryota; Metazoa; Arthropoda; Insecta; Diptera; Drosophilidae
Exons: 3
Coding region: 29-358 (109 amino acids)
Source: RefSeq, a predicted model, not a curated record